GAAAAUGGCACCUGGCCAACAAACAAAAAUGGCAGUGUGUGUAGCUGUAAUCGCCAAAGAGGUAAAACAUGAUAUUGUUGUUCUAAUUUAAUGACACCACCUGACAGUCUUCUAAUAAUAUAUAAAUGGGAACAUAAAGAUAGCGCAUACCACCCCAUAACUAGAUCUAAUAAGUUGGGUAGUUAAGCUUAAAUAUUAAUGUCAACAAAUGAAAAUGAACUUUCAAAAAUGUAAUAGUAAUAGUUACUGAUUCAAUAUUCAAAUUCAAUGCAUCAAUAAUCAAUGCAAUUCAAUGACAUUUUUUGGUCACUAUUACGACUAUACUAUACAGUGUAUAGUAUACAGUUACACUAUACAUAACAUAGGUACCAGAGGCUAUUUUAUUAUACUAAAUCAUAUAUUAAAUUAAAGUAUAAGUAUAAGUAUUGAGUCGAGUAAGAGUAAGAGUGAUAUUUCGUCUUGUCUUAGCAUCAAUAAAAUAUAGUACUAGUACAUUAGUACAUAAUAGUAAUAAUAAUAAUACGUGUCCAUAUUUUUAUUUUUUUUGGGGGGGGGGGGUCUGGACAGAAAAUAGGAAGCACAUAAAUAUUUAUUAAAAGAAACGACAGGAAAUACCAGAAAAAAGGGUAUUGUAAUUCGAAGUGUCUACACGUCCGGCGCGCAAGAUAUACGUCCGGCGGCUUGUCUCGUGACCGCCGGACAUGGCCGGACGGCUAGUAGUUUUUAUAAUUCCAAACGAAGUACGAUUUAGUACAUCUUGUCUGGUCUUGUGGUAGAGUGGUUGCUUGACGAUAGGAAGGUUUGAGGAUCUAUACCGGGGAUAGGGUCUUUUUUUUCUUCCCAUUUUAAUUAAAAUAUUUUGUAUAUAUUUAUAUUAUCAUGUUCCUCAACAACAGUAGUUUCAUGAGAAGUUUUUAAAUAUUUUGUAGCAAUUGAAAUAAUUUAAAAUGAAAUCUUUUACUUUAACUUUUAUUGGUUGCCUACGCCUACUCCACACUGGCCCCUAAUUUAUUUUAUGGAUUACUGGUACACAAACUCAAAUAACAAACUAAACAAAAAUGUUUACAAGCCACUUUCACUUAAGUUUUUUUCUAUUAUUUGCAUUCAAGAUACUCAGUACAUUACUUGGUAGAGAAAUAGAUUUUAAAAUUAACAAUAGUUUUGAAUUAUUCGCAGUCACGUGACAAGGCUGACCGACAAGAUAUCUCUCGCCACUUUGUUACGGCGGUCAUGUGACUUGGUCGCCGGACACAUAGUCCGGGAGAUAGACGUCCGGCGCGCCGGACGUGUAGACACUGCCAUUGUAAUUUCGUUGUCAAAAUGCUUCCCUCCACUUUUUAAUUUACUGAGGGUAUUGUUUCGCCAUUUAUAGUCGAUAAUAUGCAUAAUAAUAAAUUCUACAUCAGCCAAAUACAUAAAGCCGACAUCUUGCUUGUUGUAUAGAGAGUUUGUUUGAUUUUUUUUUUCAAGGCUAAAGCUUUGAAAAUUGAAGUUAAAAAUAGGGAAUCUUCACUCAUCAAUAACUUUUUAUAAAAAUGGUUUCUUUAAAAUAAAAAGGGUUUAUUUAAGUUAUAGGGUCAUUUAUAACAUAUCCAAAAUUCAUGAGUGUAGACCAUCGGCAGGCUUCAAAAACAAAAAUCUAAGAGGUCAUGUAAGUCAUGUUUUUAAGCUAUGUAAUUUGUCAUCAUGACCACCAUGCUUGUCUGCUUAUUUGAUAGCAGCCGUGGGGUAGUUAAUAAUUCAUUAAAUUUGUUUUACAGAAUAUAAAUGGGAAAUAUAACUAUUAAUAAGUCAUUUAGUUAAAUAAAACAAUGUUUUAUAACAUAAACAAUUAUUAUUUGCUUAUGAAAUGUCAGUGUUUUUAAAAUUAAGGGGUUGUUUGCCAUGGACUUGGGAUUGAUAACCACUUGUAUUUGAUUUUGAUUUAUAAUAGGCUUAGUUGAAAUAAUUAUAAUAAUAGUAAUGACUUGGUGAGUGGGAUAAAUAGCUUUUAUUAAAAAUAAUACAUUAUAUUAGUUUAUAUAUUAUAUGAAUAUAUAUAGGCCUAUAUAUUUAAUAUAUAUAUAUUUAAUAUAUUUAAUUUAUAUAGGCCUAUAAGUAUAAGCUUAGUAUAAUAUAUAGUAUAGGCCUAACUCCAACCCAAUUUAUUAUUUGUAGGGCUUAUUGUAAAAAAAGUAUAUGUAAUGAAAUUUUACACUAUAUAAUCAUAUUAUUAUUCUGAAGGCAUAAAAUAAUUAAAACAAAUAUUCACUUACCUUUGGUAUUGAAAUAUCAUAUAUUUAAUCACAUAUCACAAGCGAAUUAUUAUAUAAACCUAAUUAUUCACAAAGAAAAAACACACUUUCUGCCGCAAUAAUGAAGGAUUUCUUAAGAUAUUAUUAAAGAACAAUCAUACAAACUUAUACUUACCUAAAGCAAAAGACUAGAAAUUAUUUUAAUUUUUAUCAACUGCAAAAGUUGAUUCUUACAGUUCAUGUGAAACAACAUAUGACUAACUUAAAAUAAAUGACAUACUAAUUUUUUGUCAUAUUCAUCUAGGACUAAAAUACAUACUGGUAUAUAGAAAAUGGUAAAAUAAAAAGUGUAAUAGUCAAUUUUAACUAAAUGAAACAAAUAAUCCCUUUAUUAUUUGUUUAUACUUAUAAAUGUUAAACAAUGCCACUGAAAAUUUAAAAUUAAUAUCUCAAGAAUAUUAUUAUUAUUAUAAGUUUUGGGAAAUUAAAAAAAAAAAAUUUUAAGCAAAAUUAAUUAAUUAAUAACAAAUAAGUGACGAGUCAGCAUAUUUAAACAUUUUUUAAUAAGGAAAAAAUAGUUUUUUUACCUAAAUUUUUGCAUCAUAUUAACAAAAGCUAACUUAUAUUUUUUGGCUUUAUUUAGAACUACUCUUAGUUAACUAUGUUCCCUGUAUUAUAUCUUUGUUUCAUUUUAUAAUAAAGUUAUAGGAGUUUAAUGAAAGGCAAAAUGAGGGUCACAAAUGUGGAGGAAAAUCCCAUAGUGAAAAAGUGGUUUUGAGGUCCCUACUAAAAAAUUCAUAACUUUUUAACCACUUGAGCCAGAAAGUUGAUCUUGGCGUUUUUGUAAUCUAUUCUCCAGGCUCUAUACAGCUGUAGUAUUGUUGUAUUUUUAAAAAUGUUUUGAAAUUUUCAUCAAAGUACCUAAUAUAGGGUUCAGGUUAGGUUUUAGUGACAGUGAAUUAUAAAAGUUCACGGGUUGUGGCAACCAAGAAGGCGGCCAUGUGAUACGUCAUGGCCAAUGUUCCCUUUAAGCUGCGCGGCCGCGCAGCUAUCUCACAGACGCCGCGCAGCAAAUUUCCAUGUAAGUGUGUGUUUGUGGGCUGAAAAAUUUUGCACACAAAAAAAUUAAUGCUGUAAAACUUUGCACACAACUGUACGAUUUUGCACACAAACUAAAAAACCUUAGAGGGAACAUUGGUCAUGGCACCAAUUGUCUUCAUUUACCAAAAUAGAUUAUUUAUAUCUCUAACUAAUUCUAAUGCUGCAAACAUAUCAGUGGGAAACCUUCAGUUGGUGGGCAGAAAAAACGCAUCAACAUUUCAAGGCAAGGGCUGUCUAAAUUCUUCACUUAAACCUUGAAGAUUGACCUUGAUUCCUUGGAGAUACUUGCCAUGGGCCGUGCAAGCUGGCAUAGAGGGCAGACUUACUGUCUGAGUGAGCAAAAUACUCAGAGAAUAAGCACACUGCUCACACACAAAGAAAGUGCAUGUGAAGAAAAAGCAAAAUUGACUCAACCUUUUAGGACCUAAAAUAAUGUGUACCCACAGUGGGUUGAUAAUUGAAGGACUGCAUUCAAGCUAUCUGAAUGAAAUAGUAAAGCUUUCCAUUGGUUCUAAAAUUUUCGAUUCCCUGCGCCCUUGCCAAAUUUACCUUUUCACCAGGUGCACUUAAUUAAAUUCUGACAAGUACAAUUUGGAAUAGUUGUUACGCACUGGCUUCUCUUGUGAGAAAUUAAUCUCUUAUUUUUAAUUUUAUUGGCUCGUUGUAAACAGUGCCUAACAAAGGACGAUACCAUAGAGUCAACAAUAUUAAAGAUACAACACCCAAAACAGUUGCCAGUUCCAAUUAAUAUAAUUUAAUUUAGUAAUAAUACAAUAACAAAACAAAAGAAAUAUAAUUAUAAAUCAUCAACUUACAGUAUGGUAGAUCUUGUACCGGUACACAGUUAAUACAAUGUGCAAAUGAAUAAUGAUGAAUGCGAAAUAAACACAUAAGAGCACACAAAUACACAAAGAAUAAUACAUGCCUCGUAAACUUAAUAAUAUCUAUCUGAAUCUCCUUCUCUCCGUAUCUGUCAAUCCCUUAUACAGGUGGGUCUACCGACGCGUAAGCCCUGCCUUCCAGAAGCUACUCAGCCUUUGUUUACAUUUCUAGAACAAUCGCAAACAUUCUACAAAAUACUAGGAGACAGUCUAACACGGUUUAAUUGGAAAGGCUGUAGUCAACAAGAUACAUCAAACAAAGAGGCCACGCCCACAAUAAACGCUAACGUCUGCUAGGGAUCUAAUGUGGGGUGAAACAAAGUUCAAGCAUGGGAAAAAAAAAUUGCACUGCAUAACAUAGUGAAUAAAGAAACCAAAUAAAAUAAAGGGUUGGGUAUCAUUAAAACAUGUAUGUAGAUCACUAAACGUCAUCAGCAGUUACUCAAGUGUUUGCACCAAGACCGCUAGCUGUCAUAUUGGAAUAAAAGUGGAAAUAAAAUUAUGAAAAAGAUGUAAUAUUUCACGUCGCCCUUGUGAGGAAGCCGAAGUAAUCUAGGACAGGACCAUGCAGAGGACAUGCGGCACAUUGGGUAAAGACAAUCUAAAGACGAUCUUGGUACCUAUGAUGUUGACGCCCAGUGUGACUGCCCUCUUUGCCCCAUUCUCAUGGCACUGUUCGAGGGCAACGUGGCACACAGGGUGACACAGUGUAUAUUAUGGGAACUUCAGGACUGGCCUAACAAUAGUCUAUAAAUUAUUUGAUUCCGUUUUUUUAUAUUUUUUAAAGGGCGUGGUUUGAAAGCUUUGUAUGCAUACGCACGGAAAGGGGGGUGGGGGUCCAAAAAGUAUGCAUUAAACGGGCGGUGAGGGGAAAAAUUUCUCUUAUUUUGCGUACAUACUAAAUUGGAUGGCCCCUUAUUUAUUAUAAGAUAAGAUUCUUUGUUGAUCCAAAUAAAAAAAGAAACGUUUUUGAUUGCAUUGUACAUCUUCAUUUUCAGCACAAGAAUAAAUACAUAUUUUUAACUAAGAAAACAUUUUACAAGUAUAACUAUUUCAUUUAUAAUUAAUAUUGGCAUGGUCAUAAUUCAUGAUAAUUUAAAGAUGAUUGUUUUUUUUUAUAAGUAUGGUUCAUGACUGUCGACUGAAUGAAAGACAGGGAGUAGGUUUUCUCAUAUCCUGGGUUUUCGCUAAUGCCAGGAAAAUGGGAAUAGUUUUUCCUCAAAUUACAGGAUAAAAUUAAUUUAAUAAAACUUAGUUAAACUUUAAAAGGCUUAUUGAUUUUUAUAAUUGUUUAAAUGUUAUUUUCUAAUGAAUAAACAGCAUUGCUAGAGGUUAGCUGAGAGGUUGGUCACUAUUUGCUUUAUUUUCCAUGGCUUUUCCUAGCAAUGGAUAACUAGCCAAUAAUAUGCUUGUUAAGCAAAAGUUAAACCUGUAUAUUCUUUACAGUACCUGCUGCUAAUUCUAAUUUUGAAUCCCUUAAUAAAUAUUUACAAGCAAAUGUUUCUAACAACUCGUAACAAGGGAAAGUGGUUCAUUUAGAAUUUAAAAAAAAAAUAGGAAUGAUAAUAAAUGUAUCCUUUUAUAUGUAUCUUAUUAUGUUGAUUUUGGAAGAAAAAAAAUAAAUAAAAAGUAUUAAAAAGGUAGUUUUGACACAUGAAGUCUUGGAAUAAUCAGGUAAAUAGAGGUGACACUAAAUGGAUUGCGAAGGGAUUUCAGUUGGAUUGUGGACUGAAACAACAGACUCAGAGAAGUAGGGAUUUUUAAAUAGUUUUCUUUUGUUACUUUGUAUCUUAAAAUUUGAGUUUGCCUUAAAUCAUGGGAUAUGUCGCCAAUAACAUUAUAAUUUCCCUGGAAGUCUUUGGUUUACUAAAAAUGGUGCUGGGUCCAGGGAGAGAAACCCAAGAAACAAUAGUAUGUUCAGAAACUUGAUUAUAAGUGUUUUGUUUUAGUUAAUUAAAUCACAUGAAUCUAUAAUAAUCUGUUUUGUGUUUCAGAAUUACCCUUUAUUUAUAAAAACAGUGACUACUGACAAUGAACUCAAGUUUUACUACACUGUGCAUACUUCUUUAGAUGUUGUUGAGGAAAAAAUUAGCUCUGUUGGUAAGAAUGCCAAUGACUUGAGAGAAUUAUACCUUGGUCUUUUAUACCCAACUGAAGACUAUAAAGUGUAUCCUUUGAAUCAAAUUAAAUGCCCCCAAAAAGUAUGUUUUAUUACAUUGUGCAUACUUCUUUAGAUGUUGUUGAGGAAAAAAUCAGCUCUGUUGGUAAGAAUGCCAAUGACUUUAGAGAAUUAUACCUUGGUCUUUUAUACCGGUACCCAACUGAAGACUAUAAAGUGUAUCCUUUGAAUCAAAUUAAAUGCCCCCCAAAAGUAUGUUAUGUUAUUAAAUAUCAAUUCUUGAAAUAUGUUGCACCAGCAAACAAAUUCUCACAACUACCGGUAUUAUAAAGUUUAAAAAAAUGGUAAUACUGGUAACUGAAUAGAAGUACUGAGAAGUUUCUAAAUUUGGCAAACAGAACAAUUUGUAACAAUUAGCAACUAUAUUUUUUUGUCCCUAAAAACUAAAUCUAUAUAUGGCAGACCUUAAAAAUUGUGGUUUAGAGAAAAUUUCAAGUUCAUUGCAUUUAUGAAUUAUUUGAAUCCUAAAAUACUGAUAUGUUGAUAUAUAUAUAUAUAUAUUAUAUAUAUAUAUAUAUAUAUUUCAACGUAUCAGUAGGCUGGGGUACCACGCUAUAAAAGAAUAUGCCAUGGUCUAUUAAGGAGUGUUACAUGUGUCAUGGACUUGACGAUGUUUGUGUCAUGCACUUGGCAAUGUUUUGAAAUGUUUUUUCUUAACUGUACAAAGGUAUGGCUAUGUCACCAAUACUAAAGUUAAGUUUGUCAUUGUUGUCGACUCUUUGAAUGCAUCACUAAGGGAUAAUGAAAUAAGAACGGUGAGUAAUGCAAUGCUUUCAAUCAACUUAAAAUAUCAGUUGAAAUUACCGGUAAAAUGAAAAUAAUUUUAAUAAUUUUGCAACAGUGCUUGCAUAAAAUAAACGGAAACAUGUUUUUGUUAAAAUACUGGCUGUGCAGUAGUUGAGAUUUCUUAACAUACCCGGUACCGGUACAGCAAAGUCAUAAACAUGAAGUUCUUAUCUGCAAACUGCCCUCUGUCAGUUUCUAAUAGGGGGAUCUGAAAUAGAAUUUCAGUAAUAAAUUUUAAAUACAUUUUAUAAAUACCGGGUACUCCCAAAAUUCAGUUUCAUACUGUGUUAAAGCACAACAGAUUUUCGAUUAUCUUGACUAAUUUUGUUUUUAAGCCUAGUCAGUAUAAUAAAAACCUUAACUAUCAAUUUACAAUACCGGUACCGGUAUGAUAGAGAAGGGCCCUAAAACUGUUUAAACAGGGUGCCCAUUCACUGUCCUUCAGACACUGCUGGGGGCUGGACUAUUUAAAAUAAUUGAACAAAUUCCUAUGCACACUGCACAUACCGGUACCGGUAUCUUAGUUGUAGUGUCAGGUGCAAAAACAAAUGGAAAUAACAAUAUAUUUAAAAUAAAGAACAAUUUAAAUCAACAUAAAUUUAUUAGAAUUUCAUUGGGUAGUAUAAGCCUGCUUUUACUUUAAUGUACCGGUACUGACAUGGUCAAUGUCAGGAUCCAGAUUUGUUUGUAACUGAUAGUCAUAACAAGUGAUGCAAGUGUGCACCUGUAUCUGUUUGGAGAUUUCAUAUAUUUUAUUCUGGGAAGAGUCUGUUCACAGACAUACUUGCUAUUUUGAGUGCAUGAGCCAUGAGAUUAAAAUAUGUCUCAGAGGGGAGAGUUACAUAGGCUGUUUGACUUGAAUAUUCUUUCAGAGAAACCAUUCUUUAUUUCUUCUUCUUCUAUAUCUUAAGGGCCCACGAUCAAUUUAUUGAUCAUUUUGGCUCCUAUGCAUGUAGAUGGGAUUUGCAAUGUUUCUGUUACUGGUGUUGAUGAGGAAAUCAUGCACUAGGGGUUUGAAGGCUUGAGGCAAUAGACACAAAUGUGUCUAGUGUUGUCGCCUCAACCAUUCCUUUUGAAAGAUUGUUCCAGUCCCUGAUUGUCUUGGGCAGGAAUGAGCAGCUCCUAUACUGGCUUCUUGCAGGUAUGAGCCUGAAUUGCCUGUCAUGGCCUCGUCGCUGUCUAUGGGGGAGAGGGACGAGUUUCUGUUUAAUACUGGAACAGUGGACCAGCCCAUUAUUUAUCUUGUACAUCAUGGAGAGCCUGGAUUGUCGUCGUCGUUUCUCCAAUGGUGACCAGCCUAGUGUUUCUAGCAUGCUGCCAACACUAGAGGUAUUCCUGUAGCGGUUUAGGACAAAGCGUGCUGCUCGUCGCUGGACCGCCUCCAACCUGUCAAUGCUCUUCUGGGUAAAUGGGUCCCAGACUGAAGAUGCAUAAUCUAAAAUCGGACGGAUAAAGGCUUUAUAUGCUCUUUCUUUCACACAGGAGUUGCCAAUCUUUAGAUUUCGCCUUAAGAACCCUAGGGUCUUGUUUGCUUGGUUACAUACAUUGUUAAUAUGCUCGUCCCAGCGGACCUCUCUUUGAAUGGUAACACCCAGGUACUUUACGGAGGAAACUUGCUCAAGUAUAUGGCCGUGCAGUUCGUAUUGGUAGUGUAGAGGAGUACAACUUCUAGAGAUUGAUAGUGUCUGGCACUUGGCAGGGUGAAAUUCCAUGUCCCAGCUCAUCUCCCACUCAGCUAACAGAUUAAGAUCCUGUUGUAGCUGGUCCUGGUCAGAUCUGUUGGCGAUCGUCCUAUACACUGCUGUGUCAUCUGCGAACAGUCUUGCCUGUGAUGUCAGUUUAUCGGGUAGGUCAUUAAUGUAUGCCAGGAACAAACAGGGGCCCAGGACUGAUCCCUGGGGGACCCCUGACUUCACAUCGACAAAGGAGGAGCUUGUACCGCCCACCACUACUGCUUGGCGUCGGUGGCUGAGGAAGCUAGAGAUCCAUGUUUUAGUGGUGCCUUGAAUCCCAUAUCUCUGGAGUUUGUGUAGAAGCAAACUAUGAUUCACACGGUCAAAUGCUUUUGCGAAGUCCAUUACUAGCACGUCAGUCUGCUUGUGGUUCUCCAGAUUGGUCAUCAGGUCUUCUACAAAUUCGAGAAGCUGGGUCUCACAUGAUCUAUUGACUCGGAAGCCAUGUUGACAGUUGACUGUUGACAUAUUUUGGCUUUCAAGAUGCUUCAUGACUGUGCUUACGAUUAUGUGCUCCAACUCCAACAGUUUGCAGACCACGCUGGUGAGGGAUAUUUCUUACAGUUCCAUUUGGUAAAUUUGUUAACAAAUUUCAAAGUGGAUAGAAAAUGGGUUACGGAAAAGCCUUAUCUGCAAAAUUUACAGUAAAUUCACACCUUUUGUUUGGGAAUGCAACUUCUGUUUUUUCUGCAAAUAGAUUUUAAGUUGUGGGGAAAUUGUAGAAGUUUUGCUCCUUCCCUUUUUAAACGAGGUCUUAUGUUACUCGACAUGCUUUCACAUGUGAAUGCAUUUCACAGAUUAGCUUCCCUUUUCCUUCAUUUCGCACAACGAAACUGUUGAGUAGCUCUGUUAUAUCUGUCAGAAAGGCAAGAUGCCAUUUUACCAUCCUGAUCCUCACUCUGCAAAGUGCAGAUGUGAUGUCUUAUUAACUCGCCAUGUAUUGCCAACUGUUCAGCAUUUUCUUAGGUACCGGUAGUCGUUUACAACUUUACUACAGUAUUCUGGGACUUGUAUGCAGCCACAUGGGCAAUGUUAAGGACCCCUGAUGGGCUGAAUCUGGCCUGCAGAUUUGAGGACCCCUUUGAUAGAGAAUAUCGAUUUCAUAUAAAUUAUCAUGUUAUAUCUGUUUAAUUAUUAAUAUUGAAAUUUUAGAUACCUUACCCAACAUUUAGAAUUUUUUUUUUUUUCAAAGUGUUUAUUUUUUUAUCCUACUCAAAAUGCAGUUUUAUGACUCCUAUCCUUGCUGAUUUGCUAGGUUCAAAAAUAACAUUCUGAAUAAUUCCUUCUCUUCUUGUCUAACUCUAAAUGUAACUCAAAAAUGUUCUUGCUAUGGUACCUGUACUUACAAAGUGGUUUUAAAUUUAACCAACUUACUAACUGGUAAUUUUUUCCCCCAUUUAGUUUCUCUUAUAUUUAUUCCUCAUUUUCCCCAGAUGUUUAAGAAAUUACACAAUGCUUAUGUGGAUAUGCUUUGCAACCCAUUUUACAAACCAGGAGAAAAUAUCACAUCAAAGUAAGAAUACUGUACUUAUUUUUAUCUUCAGUUCAAGCUCAGUACUUGUACUACCAGUAGUUAAUUUGAUCUUCUCACACUGUGUACUACAGGGUGUAGUGCAUUGAACACAUUGAAUUUCACAUACUUAUUAUUAUAAGUAUAUUUAGUAAUUUAGCAUUCAAAAGUUGAAUCCAAAAUUCUGCACUGCACCCAUCCCAAACGUACAAGGGGAAGAGAGUCAAUCUUUUUUUUGUGUGUCUCUGCAUGAAAUAGAUUGAAUAAUUAAACUUAAGAUGGUGACAACCUGUCAGAUCAUUUGUAAUUAGUAGAUCAUUAGUAGAUGUAAUUAAAAUCAAAUGUUUCAGGUUGAUGGACCAUUUUUCAGACAUUAGGAAAUAACGACAUUACUUUAAGAAUGUUUCAAGUUUUGUGAAACUUUUAGUAGUGUUGAAAGAGGAAUUGCCCUUAAAAUUUGGUUUGUGCUAUACAUUUUUAAGUGAUUUAAAUGCAUGAGAACUAAUUAAAUUGUAAAAUAUUUGUUCACUGUACUUUUACAGAAAUUUUGAAAAUGUAGUCAUCGCCAUGUUGCAGCAAGACUAAAAUUGGUUCAACUGGAUGUGUGAUGCUACAAACAGGACAAGUUACAGCAUUUUCAUUCCAGUGAUUAUACUUCAUAAGCUUAGUAUUAUAAACAAGGAAAGGCAUGUUUUAUUAUAUUCAAAAUUCUGGUUUAAAAAACGUCAUCCAUAUUCAAUGCUGCAAUGGUUUUAACAAGGAAAUAAAUAUAUAAUGUAUGGUAACGAAUUUAUUAUGGGGCCAUCCAUAAAUGAUGUCAUGCAUCUAGGAGGGAGUACUGUUACGAAUUAUUGAGAUAACAUGGAGAGCAUCUAAAUUUGUGACAUUAAAAAAAUCACCCCAAAAAAUAUAAACAUGUUAUUUAUGGAAGGACCAUUUCCCAUUUUGAUUUCCAAUGCCCAUUGAAAUAAAUAUGUAUCAAAUCUGGGAUAGAUUUGACUUAACUGAAAAUGCUUCUCUAAAUGGAUAUUUCUUAAAUAAAUUAGAAGUUAAAAUUGAUUUUUAAUUUUAAGAGAAAGGAUACAAAUUUUAAGUGAAUAAUUUUACUUGGAUGAGUAAAUUAUCUAGAUUUGAAAGUAUGUGCAAUAUAAUUUUUAAUAAACUGUAUUGUUUUAUUUCUUGUAUCUGUCAUUACCAAAAAAUGCAAUUUUGUUUGUGUAAAAAUAUCUGUUUAUUUCAGAUAUAAAUUAAUACAUGCUGGUAAAUAAACUUAUAUAUCAAUGAUAUUUUUACAUUUGAUCUUGGCUUU
This is a messenger RNA of Lymnaea stagnalis (great pond snail), 11733 nucleotides long. The record is from the annotation of a GenBank genome assembly. NCBI's taxonomy places the organism in Eukaryota, Metazoa, Mollusca, Gastropoda, Lymnaeidae.